UUUGGAGGAGUAAAGAUGAUAAACAGGGUAGCUCCAGCUUUCUUGGUUCCUGUACUUUUUUCACUUUCCUGCAUAUUCAUUGGAGCUCUUUCAGGUCCAAAGGGUGAUGGCUCGAGUGGUAUAACUGGAUUGAGAUUAAAAACAUUCAAAGAGAAUUGGAGUUCUGAUUAUCAGUUUACUACAAAUGCCGGAAUACCUGAUCCAGAAGGACCUAUAUACUGGAAUUUCAAUGCAUUGGUGGGUCUAUUCUUUCCAGCUGUAACAGGAAUCAUGGCUGGUUCAAACCGAUCUGCAUCUUUGAAGGAUACACAGCGCUCUAUACCAAUUGGAACACUUUCUGCAACACUUAUUACCUCCUUUUUAUAUUUUAUAUCAGUUAUAUUAUUUGGAUCCUUGGCCACUAGAGAAGAGCUACUGACAAAUCGGCUUCUUACUGCUGAAGUUGCUUGGCCCUUUCCAGCGAUUAUAUAUGCUGGGAUUGUUCUCUCUACUUUAGGUGCAGCGCUUCAGAGUUUGACAGGCGCACCGCGCUUGCUCGCAGCAAUAGCGAACGAUGACAUUCUCCCAGUUCUUAAAUAUUUCAUGGCCACAGAAGGAGAACCACAUUUGGCAACUCUCUUUACUGCCUUUGUUUGUAUCUGCUGUGUUAUAAUUGGAAAUCUGGAUCUGAUAACACCUACUAUAACUAUGUUCUUCCUGCUUUGUUAUGCUGGAGUCAACUUAUCUAGCUUCCUUCUUGACCUACUUGAUGCUCCUAGCUGGCGCCCUAGAUGGAAAUUUCACCAUUGGAGUCUGUCACUUCUUGGAGCAUCUCUUUGCAUUGUGAUCAUGUUCCUGAUCUCCUGGUUAUUCACUGUGGUGUCUCUGGCCCUUGCUAGCCUGAUAUAUUAUUAUGUGAGCAAAAAAGGUAAGGCUGGAGACUGGGGGGAUGGAUUUAAGAGUGCCUAUUUUCAACUAGCCUUGCGUAGCCUUCGAUCACUGGGAGCAAACCAGGUACACCCUAAAAAUUGGUACCCUAUCCCGCUCAUAUUCUGCAGACCGUGGGGAAAACUACCUGAAAAUGUUCCUUGUCAUCCAAAACUAGCAGAUUUCGCUAACUGCAUGAAGAAAAAGGGUCGAGGGAUGUCAAUCUUUGUCUCAAUUAUUGAUGGUGACUAUCAUGAAUUGGCAGAGGAUGCCAAGGCCAUCAGCCGUCAGCUGAGCACCUACAUCAACUACAAACGCUGUGAAGGAGUAGCUGAGAUUAUAGUUGCUCCAACAAUGUCUGACGGCUUUCGUGGUAUUGUCCAGACAAUGGGACUAGGCAACCUUAAACCCAAUAUUAUAGUUAUGCGAUACCCGGAGAUAUGGCGCCGGGAGAACCUCUUCCAGAUUCCAUCUACUUUCGUCAGCAUCAUCAAUGAUUGCAUUAUCGCCAACAAAGCAGUUGUAAUUGUCAAGGGCCUCGACGAAUGGCCGGGUGAAUAUCAAAGACAAUUUGGCACGAUUGACCUCUACUGGAUCGUGAGAGAUGGGGGACUCAUGCUUCUCUUAUCCCAGCUCCUCCUGACAAAAGAAAGUUUUGAGGGUUGCAAGAUUCAAGUCUUUUGCAUUGCCGAAGAGGACACAGAAGCUGAAGUUCUCAUGGCUGAUGUUAAGAAGUUCCUUUACGACCUCCGCAUGCAAGCUGAGGUAAUUGUUAUACCAAUGAAGUCAUGGGAGUCAGAUACUAACCAUGAAGGUCAACAAGAUGAGUCGAUGGAGGCAUUUACGGGCGCACAACGCCGAAUUGCAAAGUACCUUUCUGACAUGAAGGACACUGCCAAAAGUGAAGGAAGGCCCUUGAUGGCUGAUGGGAAGCCAGUAAUUGUAAACGAGCAACAGGUCGAUAAGUUCCUUUAUACGACUCUCAAGUUAAAUUCGACGAUCCUUGGAUACUCACGAAUGGCAGCUGUCGUGUUGGUCAGCCUCCCUCCACCCCCUCUAAAUCACCCAGCGUAUUUCUACAUGGAGUAUAUGGAUCUCUUAGUUGAGAAUGUGCCAAGGAUGUUGAUAGUUAAGGGAUAUAGGAGAGAUGUUGUUACCCUGUUCACAUAAUUGUAAUUGCCUUUUUGUCUCGAUUUUCAAUUUUCAUUAAACUCCUAAUUAUUUCAUUGAUUCUUUUUUGGA
Molecule: messenger RNA, 2148 nt
Organism: Zingiber officinale
Lineage: Eukaryota; Viridiplantae; Streptophyta; Magnoliopsida; Zingiberales; Zingiberaceae
Product: cation-chloride cotransporter 1-like
Exons: 6
Coding region: 16-2076 (686 amino acids)
Biological process (GO): monoatomic ion transport; transmembrane transport
Cellular component (GO): membrane
Molecular function (GO): chloride:monoatomic cation symporter activity
Source: RefSeq, a predicted model, not a curated record